AUGGUCAGGUCGUACAUGCGCCACGGGCCGACACAGGCGUUUGGUAUUGUGACCUCUCCCACCGCCAACUCGACCUACAGUGGCCGCCUCGCAUUCGUUCCCGGCUGGGAAGACGUCCUCGUCUGGGACGUCAAGCUUGGCCAGCUCGUCUCCAUGUGGCACUCGCCCGGCCUGACUUCACAAGUCACCCACAUCAAACCCGCCCCAACCCCUUACACAUCUACCUCCCAAGGUAGUCAAACAUUCGCCGUCUCCUACCAAGAUGGUUCCAUCAGACUUUGGAUUUAUGACUCUGAAUCACCAGAGGUGGAGGCGGAGGAGGCAGUGACCUUCAAUGGUCACAAGAAGAGCGUCACCUCUAUGACAUGGGACUCUGAUGCUUCCCGUCUGGCUUCUGGUGGUACUGAAGGAGAAAUCGUCGUUUGGGAUCGUGUAGGCGAAGUUGGACUCUUCCGAUUGAAGGGUCACCGCGCUCCCAUUACCGGUCUGGCGUUCGUCCCCCACCCCAAGGGCUCUCAUGCUGGAUUCCUCAUCAGUACCUCAAGAGAUACAUACAUGAAAGUGUGGGAUCUCAGCACUCAACACUGCGUGCAGACCGUCGUUGUUGGCCGUGGAGAGGUUACUGCCCUUGCCCUGCGCGAGGAAGACGACAGUCCUGUGGUCGCGCAGGCUGAAGAAGAGAACGGAGAUGGAGCUGAAGAGGAUCAUGUCGGGGGGCGGUGGACAGUGACAACUGGUUCCUCCGAUGGCGAGUCAAAAGUCUACACCUUGUCCAAGGCAGCUUUGGCGACUGGUCUCCAGCCCCUUGCGGACGGAUCUUUACCUUCGCUCCUUGUCUCACUCUGCAGUCUUCCAGUAUCUUCCUCCACCCACCCAAUCAGCCAGAUACAAUGGCAUCCCACGCUACCUCUACUCGCCCUGCAAACGACCGACCGCGGUGUGGUGAUUAUGAGGUUGAGGACGGAGGAAGAGAUCAGCGCAAAGAGGAGCAGAAGAAAGAAGCGUGAUAGGGAGAAGAAGAAGAAGGCCAAGGGAAAGGACGAGAAGGAGGAUGAAGUUGAAGAGGAGGAUGACGAACCUGUCAAGUGGGAAGAAAGAGUGGCUGUCUGGUGUGUUGUGCGAGCCAACGCCAAGGUCAAGAGUUUUGCGUUUGCGUCGGAAAGCUCAACAUCCGUCAAGGGCGGAGUCUCUCUGCUACUCGCUCUCUCAAACAACUCCAUCGAGUCGUACAACAUCCCCUCCCCAUCUGCGUCUGGCAAGUCAAAACUCGCGGAUGGAUCAUCCCCCGAACCCACGAAAACACAUUCCAUCGAACUGCCGGGCCACAGGCAGGACAUCCGCACAGUGUCCAUAUCAUCCGACGACGGUGUUAUUGCCUCCGCCUCCUCCGGCACGCUCAAAAUCUGGAAUGCCAGAACGACCGCCUGUAUCAGGACUAUGGAAUGUGGGUAUGCUCUUUGCUCCACUUUCCUUCCCGGUGACCGACACGUCGUCGUUGGUACGAAAGGCGGUGAGCUCAUGCUAUACGACGUUGGGGCGUCGACACUGUUGAAGACCUACAAGGCACACAACGGUCCUGUAUGGAGUAUCGGUGUGAGGCCAGAUGGACGAGGUCUUGUCAGUGGAAGUGCCGACAAAGAUGUCAAGUUCUGGGACUUUGAGAUGAGGGAAGAAGGUGAAGGUGAAAGGGUCGUCAGUCGGCUGGGAGUCGAGACUGUGUACAAGACAAAGCAACUUGCUCUUGUCCACGUCCGAACACUCAAAAUGACCGACGACAUCCUUGCCCUCAAGUAUACCCCCAACGGCCGUUUCCUCGCCGUUUCGCUACUCGACUCGACAGUAAAGAUUUUCUUCUCCGACACUCUCAAGUUCUUCUUGUCCUUGUAUGGUCAUAAGCUUCCUGUGCUCAGUCUUGACAUCUCUACCGACAGCAAGUUGAUCGUCACUUGCAGUGCCGACAAGAAUGUCAAGAUUUGGGGUAUGGACUUUGGUGAUUGCCACAAGAGUAUCUUUGCGCACGAUGAGGCGAUCAUGGGUGUCAUGUUUGAGAAAGAGGCGGGGAGUCACAACUUCUGGACGGUCAGCAAGGAUAGGGUUAUCAAGUACUGGGACGGAGACAAGUUUGAGCUCAUCCAAAAACUUUCUGGUCAUCACGGAGAAGUUUGGGCCCUGGCCACUGCUUCCAAUGGUCAAUUCGUCGUUACUGGUUCUCACGACAAAUCAAUCCGUAUCUGGGAGAAGACCGACGAGCCUCUUUUCCUCGACGAGGAGCGUGAGAAGGAAAUUGAAGACAUGUACGACUCCAACCUUGCCGACUCUCUCAACCGAGACCCGGAAGGCGAAAAUGGCGAGGGCGAAGGCGGCGAAGUUGAGGCGGUACAAAAACAAACUGCCGAGACUCUCAUCGCUGGUGAAAAGAUUAUGGAGGCCAUCACCGUUGCCGACGAGGACCGACUGGCAGUCCAGCAAUGGGAAGAGGAUUGCGAGAAGGCUGGUGCUGAAGUACCUCGUCCUCCGCGACACGCCGAGCUCAUAGCCAGGGGUGAUCUGGAACCCGAUCAGUAUGUGCUCCAGACUGUGAAGAAGAUUCCUGCCGCUAGCAUGGAGGACGCUUUGCUGGUGCUGCCGUUCAGGAUGGUGGUCAGUCUGAUGGGUUAUCUGGACGAAUGGGCCAUGCAGGGCAAGGAAGUGAUCUUGGUUUCCCGAAUCCUCUUCUUCCUUCUCCGCACUCACUCUGCUCAAAUCGUCUCCAACCGCAUCAUGCGAACUCCCCUGCUCACUCUGAGAACACAUCUCCGGCAGGCACUCUCUGCUCAACGUGAUACGAUGGGUUUCAACAUUGCUGCUCUCAAAUUCUUGAAGGGCCGAUGGGAAGGCGAGAGGGUUGCCGGGAUGUAUGAGGAGGAGGGGAUGGAUGAGGAGGCUGUCAGGAAGAGGCUGGAAGAUGGGCGUGGGAAGAGAAAGAGGGUUGAGGUCCGCGCUUGA
Molecule: messenger RNA, 2985 nt
Organism: Cryptococcus wingfieldii CBS 7118
Lineage: Eukaryota; Fungi; Basidiomycota; Tremellomycetes; Tremellales; Cryptococcaceae
Product: U3 small nucleolar RNA-associated protein 12
Exons: 4
Coding region: 1-2985 (994 amino acids)
Biological process (GO): maturation of SSU-rRNA
Cellular component (GO): small-subunit processome; Pwp2p-containing subcomplex of 90S preribosome
Molecular function (GO): protein binding; snoRNA binding
Source: RefSeq, a predicted model, not a curated record